Parnassius mnemosyne (clouded apollo) is the source of this 1173-nucleotide messenger RNA. Lineage: Eukaryota; Metazoa; Arthropoda; Insecta; Lepidoptera; Papilionidae. The record is from the annotation of a GenBank genome assembly.
AUGUGUGAUUUUCGAACUUAUUCGCAUGAACUGCUAACCGAAUUUAUAGAAGCUUUCCGAAAUAACCCUUGUCUUUGGAAAAUUAGAAGCAACGACUACAAAGACAAAAAUUUGAAGCUUCAAGCAUACAAUAAUUUAUUAGAAAUUAUACGGAAGGUAGAAAGAGAUGCUACGAUUGAGAACGUCAAGAAAAAAAUUAAUUCAUUAAGGGCUGGGUUCCGAAAAGAACAUAAAAAAGUACAAGAUAGCAAGAAGACAGGUUCAGGAACUGACCAGGUAUACCUGCCAAAAUUAUGGUAUUACAGUCAGCUUGAAUUUCUCAAAGAUCAAGGCCAAGGUGAACAAUCAACUGACAAUAUAGACAGCAGCGAACCGGAGACAGCUAAUGAUAAUGAAAAUACAUUUGAUGCUGAACAUAGUGAAAAUGAUACCCAGAGUACCAUUUGCAACGUGUCAUCACCUGUGACACCUGCAACAUCUGUUGCUUCAUCUGCACGUCGUAAGCGACACGGCAAUGCCGCCAUUGAAGACACAAUAUCGUUAAUAGGUAAAAGAUUACAAAACCCAGAUGAUGAAUAUGAUGCUAUAGGAAAAAAUGACGCAAUUAAACUCCGCAACAUGACUGCUAUUCAACAAGGCAUAGCUGAAAAGCUCAUCAAUGAAGUUACUUUUUUAGGACGGUUUAAAAAAUUAACAUUCAAUACAAGUAUACAUAAUCCAGUUCCAGUUCAGGUACCCCAAAGAACAUUGAUACACAUGCCAGCUGUUCCAGUCCAGCUGCAAGAAACACAAGCAUUUAACUUGACACAAGACUCGCAAACUAUUAGUAUCCCGGACACCCUGAGAUAUAAAAAUACAACAUGGCUGUUGCUUAAAAUUUGCAUUAAAAUAAUAUUAAACCAAGUUGAAAUAUUUCUUCUGUCAAAAGCGGCACAGAAAAUGCAAAAUAAUGUGGAUACAUUAAAACGCUCCCUGGCAAAACUUCUAACUUACUCAAUUCAAGAUAUUGAAAUAUACAGAGCUACAAAAGACCUGCUUCGAUUUGUCUCCAAACGUCCGUUGCAGAUCCGGGCAUUUGGAUCCAUUGUAGUGGACAUGAGCUUACCUCCAACGUGCAUCAUGCUAUUUACCUCUUAUACAGUUAUUGCAUUACAGUUUAAUAAUGUAUUGUAA